UUAUAUACAGCGCACACCACAAAGUCUUUCACAGUAUUAGUGAGUAUUAGAGUUUGACCCAACCUCUUUGCUUUGGCCCCACAUAUCUUUCCUUCUUAUCUGUCUCACUCAUUUACUCACAUUCAAAAGAAGACUGACAUGGACAGAUCUGCACAGGGUGGGAAAGCUUUCGGGUUUCUUAAGGCACAGCAAGAAGAAAAAUUGGACUCAAUCAAUGAGACGUUUCUCAAUGAUCCUAAAUAUGCAGAUGAAGAGGACCUUGGCGUCAAACUGGUCUCUUUUAAAGAGAAAUACAUGGAGUUUGAUCUCAAUGACCAAGGAGACAUAGACAUGAUGGGACUCAAGCGCAUGCUGGAGAAGCUGGGAGUGGCCAAGACUCACCUGGAUCUGAAGAAGAUGAUGUCAGAGAUAGUGGGAGGAACUUCACAUGACACAAUCAGCUAUACAGAUUUUGUGAGCAUGAUGCUGGGCAAGAGGAAUGCCAUACUGAAACUAAUCUUGAUGUUUGAGGACAAGGGAAAGGAACAAGAAACAAAGGAGCCUGGCCCACCUCCCCGCAAGACUUUCUCUGAUCUGCCCUGAAGUCAUUCAUAUUUUCAAUUAGAAUAAAGGUUUUAACAGUAUAUGGUCCUUACUGCUAUAUUGAGAGAAUGAUACAGGACAGUGCAUGCAUUCCGCAUGAGAGUACAGCUUAUGUGAAAGUAGUUGCUGCAGUUUUCUGCUUGAAAGAUUCAAAGCAGCCCAACGGAUUGAGGGGGGUGGAGAGGAUGAAUGAGAAAUAAAGCGCAUAGGCUACAAGUUCGCUCUAAAUCCUUUUUGCAAUUUGAAUUGAAAUCAAAUAUCAAUAAAAUCUGCAUCAUUUUAAAAAAGCCUUAAAAGCAAGCCAUCAUUGUUAUAAAUUGUUACAUGACUGGUAAUAAAGAUACUGUAUUACUAUUA
Messenger RNA from Conger conger (European conger), 939 nucleotides. RefSeq names its product allograft inflammatory factor 1-like. Bases 139 to 582 code for a protein of 147 amino acids. Gene Ontology annotation, molecular function: actin filament binding; calcium ion binding. Gene Ontology annotation, cellular component: ruffle membrane; actin filament. The transcript is spliced from 6 exons. Gene Ontology annotation, biological process: actin filament bundle assembly; ruffle assembly. The record is from RefSeq and is a predicted model, not a curated record. Lineage: Eukaryota; Metazoa; Chordata; Actinopteri; Anguilliformes; Congridae.